Molecule: messenger RNA, 2016 nt
Organism: Letharia columbiana
Lineage: Eukaryota; Fungi; Ascomycota; Lecanoromycetes; Lecanorales; Parmeliaceae
Exons: 4
Coding region: 1-2016 (671 amino acids)
Source: RefSeq, a predicted model, not a curated record
AUGGAUGAGUCACAUUUGAUAGCUGUUCCUCCUUCGCCACGUGUCUGCUCUCUCAUACAAACAGGCUCGGGGUCCAAGUCCGAGUCCAGCGCUACUAGCUUUAUUCUGAUCUUAUCUUCUCAAGUAUCCGAUGUGACAUCGACCGCUGCCGACGUUGCAUUUGCUGUUUUAGCACUGGAAAAAGCACAAGGAGAGGAAGGAGCAUCCGAACGCAUCCGGCCUUUGGGAAUCCUAGGUAUUGUGUCCAAUCAUCUAGUCAAGGAACUCGUUGAGUUUAUCUUCGUUCCCACGAACGUGACCUGGGAUUGGCUGGCAGCCUAUCCACAUGCCAAAGUCCUCCCGCAAGCCCCUCCACCUGCCAACGAUCCUCGACGCUCUGCGAAUGCAGACACCACCUCGAACUAUCCCACGUCUUCGCAUAGGAAAGCCGUCAACUGCCCUGAGACCCAUUCUUUACCUACUACGAUCAACUUCGUACAUCAAUAUCUCAACGUUCCGUUGCAUCUGGACAAAGAGUCCCUUGAAAUCAUCAAAAAUCAUUUAGAAACGAUGUUACCAGAAAUUUCGCACAACCCAGAAGAUGAGAACGAGUCACAGGAACAUACCCCACAUAGUUCAAAGCCCGAGCCUUCUCUAUCACCGCGGUCAAAGAUAGCCGAACCCGCCGAAGUGUGGCAAUCCGAGUACAACGAGACACUCGAAUUUCGUGGGUUGAAAGCUUUCAACGAUGGUAGUGAGCCUGGCGUGUCAUCUGCGAACCAUGGAUACGUCGGCAUGGGUCUGUGUGCUGUCGAAAGCUGGGACUACGACAUUGAAGAGAUGGAGCGUUAUGAUUAUAACACUGUGCCAGGGUACGGUGCCUUGUCACCCGGCCCAAUGGACUACCAGACCGAUCAGGGCGAUGGUUCAAUGAAUGUCUCUCACGCCUCUCUGGAGUCAACCACCAGAUCCACACCGUAUCAACAAGGAAUUAAAAGACCCACAAAGCCCUUCAAGGAGAUUGGUGCACAAUUUGAGCUAGGAAGCCCGACUGAUCUUGGAAUGUCGACGAACUGUAUGAGCAUUCCACUACCUCGUGUCGUCGUUUCGAGUGUCGACAAUGAAAGUAUGGGAGGUGGGAAAAAGUCCGGCGUACCUCAAUUGUACGGCAAUACAUUGUCGACCGCAACUCCAUUCGACGCAAAGUGGAACCUUGGCCAGAGUCUACACAUGUCCGUAGCUUCAAGUGGAAGCAACAGCCAACUUCCAGAUGUAAAGUGGAACAUUCCAAACAACUACGAGAUUGCUACGCAAGAUCGACAACCUCCGGACACGGUGCUCGGUUGCAUUGAACCCCAGCUUGGAACGCUCGCAGUGGAAAGUGUGAACGCCUUCCAUGCUGAUGCUGAUUCAACCACAGCUAAUGUUGCUGCUGUGUCUAACACCGACGAAAGCUUUGGUGUUAAAAGGCGUCCGCUUCCAAGAAACCCCUCUACGCUCCAGAUACCAACCAAAACGCCACCAGGAUCACAGCAUUGGCAAAGCCCGUCCGGCAGCACCCUACCCCACUCAACGUUCCAGAAUAGCAUACAAACCCCAAUGUAUCCUACACCACCGUCGUCCUUUAGGGGGAUAGCCGAGUACCAUCAACUCGACAAUAUCUAUGGCGGAGAUGAUCCAACCUCCACCCCAGCCACACCGCUUUGCGUCACUCCAACCGAGCUUUCACCUUCCGUUUCACCCUCGCCAUCCUACCUGUCUGAUGCGGACGACGGCGUCACCUGCUGUUCAAUAUGUCCCUAUCGAAUUUUUACAGGCACACCCGUAGCACAGAAGAACAGCCUACAGCGGCACAUGCGUGACAAUCAUGACGGGAAGCCACGGCUCGAGUGUCUCGUGCGUGGAUGCACCGUUUCCUUUGCUCCUGGUCGCAAGGACAAUCUGAAAAAGCACAUCAGAGCUACGCACCCAGACUACCCUUUGCCUGCUACAUCAACGAAAAGGAAGCGAAAAGCUGAUAGUGAUUUUGAGUCCUAG